This is a messenger RNA of Gekko japonicus, 677 nucleotides long. RefSeq names its product tetratricopeptide repeat protein 4-like. The coding region runs from base 18 to 263 and encodes 81 amino acids. Lineage: Eukaryota; Metazoa; Chordata; Lepidosauria; Squamata; Gekkonidae. Gene Ontology annotation, molecular function: Hsp90 protein binding. The record is from RefSeq and is a predicted model, not a curated record. The transcript is spliced from 3 exons.
UUGACCAUUUAACAGUCAUGUUUGAAGAGCUACCUUCCUGGGAUACAGAAAGAAAAUAUUAUCCUAGUGAAUUAGAGCUUUUUUAUGAGGAUGAAGAAAGAGAAGAGAUAUACCAGAUAGGCACCCAGUCGACAUUGUUGCAAGCAUUGCAACACCAAAGAUACUUUGUGAAAGCUGGGACUCCUACUUUUUUUGUUUUGGUAAAAUAUACUCCUUUCUCUAAAAACUACUUUUGGGGGAAGAAAGUUCACUGGCUUAAGUGAGUGAAUAUGAACUUUUUAAAAAAGAACAAGAACAGCAUAUGCUGUGACGAGCACCGUUUAGCUUUCUAAACUGGGACUAUGCUUUACUUUUCUGCCGUCACAGUGACAGUCAACUAGAACGUGUCCUGCCAGUCCCAUAGGAAGGAAUGUGAAAAACUGAAUAUUAACAAGGCUGCAGAACUGGAACUGGCAUUUAUCACAUUUCUGCAUUUUUACAAUGUAAUACUGCUAACCUGCCUUGCAGACCAAGAAUCUGGUUCUCUCUCAAGGUACUCAACUGGCCCUAUUUCUGUUAAUUUAAUAAUAUCGUACCUGCAGACCAACCACAGGUGUUGAUUGGUUAUUCUGUAGCUGUAUUUGUGUGUGUGUGUGUGUAUGUGUAUGUGUGUGUGUGUGUGUGUGUGAAGCUGCAGC